Messenger RNA from Echinostoma caproni, 393 nucleotides. NCBI's taxonomy places the organism in Eukaryota, Metazoa, Platyhelminthes, Trematoda, Plagiorchiida, Echinostomatidae. The record is from the annotation of a GenBank genome assembly.
AUGGUGACCCAGGCGAAACCCAGACAGACAGACAUCCGUCGUGUGGAUGGAUCCCUUACGGAUGACAAUCAGGCUGCAGCUAACACCUUGGCUGAGUACUACUCCACGGAAGCUCGACCAAUGGUAGACCGGGUGAACAUGGUAUCCGAGUUGGCACAUAUGAUAUGUCGAUACUCACAUGUUGAGGAUGGUCUGCGCGAUCAUGAACGAAUCUGUCCGCGAUAUCGAUUCCGGUUCGAAACAUUUCGGAUUCCGAUUAUGUCAAUUACCAGUCGCUCAUACGGUUGUUCGGUCUGUACUGUUGUCAUUGGUGCUUUGCUGGACGUCCUUGGCGGUUUCAUCUGUAAACGCAACUGUUUAGAGCCGCAGAAGUUUACCAUGACUCGUACCUGA